AUGCCUUCCAACGAAUCCACCCACCUCUCUUCUGAGAACACUCUCAUCGAGCAAACGCCCUCCACCGAUCCCUCCAUUCCUUCGACCCCCGAGAUGUCCGUAGUAGAAGAACGGUCCGUACCGUGGGACACAGACGAAGAACAAGCAGCGCGGGAGGCGGAAGAAGGAUUCAGCGAGUACCUGGAAGGACUGGACGAGGACGAACGACGACAAGACGAGAUGAUCAGACUACUGACGGAGGAUUUCGAUAGACCUUCACCUUCCCACUCUCCCUCACCGCCCCCUCUGAUCCGCGAAGCCAACGAAGGCGUCAUCUUUCCGGAUAGAGAAACUUAUCUCACGACCCCCGUUGCGUAUAUGAUGGGACUUAUCGAGGGGACGCCUAACACAGAAUUUGUGUCAGGACCGACCAGACCGGAGAUUCAGAGGGCGUUGGAGAUUUUAGAGGAAGAAAGGAGUUUUGUCCGACACGCACAGCGAGCCCUGCAGAUCCAAGAGGGCACGAUCAUUGCCCGUAUUAACGCUGGAGAGCGAAAACUCAUGGGCUUGCAGAAUCUUCGAGACUCCUUUCACCCCGCCGACGACCCCACUCCCUCCACCGAGUAUCACAUGCCUACCACGGCUGUGGUAUCUCGUGCCUCGUCUACGGCCUCAAAUGGCGCUCCGCUUCGCCCAAUGCCGGGGACCUACCCCACGAGAACCGACAGGGAACGAGGUGUAUAUCGAUUCACACCUGUCUCCCCCCGCAUUCACCUUCUUCCCGCGCCCCCCGGCCUCAUCCGUCCUUCGCUACGAACCCGACCCCCUCUCCCCUUCACUGAAUACGACUCCAGCGAGUCCAACACCGCGCCCAUUAUACUCCGUCCUCGUGGAGCUUAA
Molecule: messenger RNA, 879 nt
Organism: Heterobasidion irregulare TC 32-1
Lineage: Eukaryota; Fungi; Basidiomycota; Agaricomycetes; Russulales; Bondarzewiaceae
Exons: 1
Coding region: 1-879 (292 amino acids)
Source: RefSeq, a predicted model, not a curated record